Messenger RNA from Elaeis guineensis (African oil palm), 2290 nucleotides. RefSeq names its product zinc finger CCCH domain-containing protein 34. The record is from RefSeq and is a predicted model, not a curated record. Gene Ontology annotation, molecular function: metal ion binding; mRNA binding. Lineage: Eukaryota; Viridiplantae; Streptophyta; Magnoliopsida; Arecales; Arecaceae.
ACAAGAAGCGGAAAGCGUCCCUCACGAAGGAAGAAACGGAAAGCCGAACCCCCUCCCCCUCCCCCUCCGCCCUUUCUCUCGGUUUUCUCUUCGAUCGGAUCGCUUCGCAACACUGAUGCCUUCGUUCCACAGCUCGAUUCGAUCGCUAAUCUCUUCUCUCUGAGAGGUUUUUCUUCUGCGAUGGAGGUCGAAAUCCAGAAGAGGAACAUCGAUUGCGUCUAUUUCUUAGCCUCUCCUUUCACCUGCAAGAAGGGGAGUGAAUGUGAGUAUCGCCAUAGUGAGAUUGCCAGACUCAAUCCUACAGAUUGCCGGUACUGGUUGAAUGGAAAUUGCCUUAAUCCAAACUGUGCUUUCCGACACCCACCAUUAGAAGGCCUAACAGAAACUCUAUCUGAGUCAGUUCCCUUACCAUCCUACAGUUCUGUCCCCACAAGCAAGUCAAAUGUUUCAUGUUACUUCUAUUUUAAUUCAUACUGCAUUAAAGGCGAUCAUUGCCCUUUUCUGCAUGACAUUUUGCCUGCUCAGAAAGUUCCGGCAACUGCUUCUGAAGCUGCCAGCUUCCAUUCAGUGGAACAGAAAACUUCUACUGAAAGUGAUACUGGACCAGCAUCACUGGAGGUGCCUGCAAAUCUGUUGGAGGGCACACCUGAGCUGAUCAAACAAUGCCUGGCUAAAGAGGCUUUCCAACAACAACCUCUGGAGGAAAGGAGCCCCUCUGUAGAGUCAUCAGUUCCAGAGUGCGAGAAACCUGCUAUUAAGUUGUCGGACAGUCUGCUUCCUUCUGUGGAUUAUGUAAAUCUUGAUGCACAUCUUUGCCAAGAUCAGAGUUCUGAGGACCUAGUGAAAGAAUGCACUGAAGCAGAUGAGUGGUGGGAAUCCUCCCCAGGAUUUGAUGUGCUUGUAGAUGAUGGAUCAGAGCCAUUGGCAUAUGAGGAUAAUGCUGACUACCUGUUAGCUCAGGAAACUGAGGAAAGGCAGUCCAAUAUUCUUCAUGGUCAUCAACUCCAGCAUGAUUUUGAAAGUUCUGCUGGUUAUGACCCUAGAGAUUACCCUGAUGCUGGGCAUAUGUACGAGCAUGGCAUCUAUGAUUCUUAUGAUUAUCUGGAUAGGUAUAAUCCUGAGUAUUUUGAAAGGACUCCUGAGUACUAUAGGGAGAGGAUCCUGGAGCCAAUGUUUCAUCAGAGAAGGAAACUGCCUCAUAGGGCACAUGGAGUGGCUGCUAGUGAUGGUUUGGAUCUUCGGGACCACCUGAGGAAGCAUAGGAGGAUGGAUUUGUAUCAGGCUCUUUGUGACUCUUGGAAUCUCCAUUCCCAUCGAAGAAGAGGUCACAGCAGAGAAUGUCUUGUCUGGCAUAAGAUGGCCCGGUAUCCAGGCAGGUUUGCUUCUGAAGUGGGAAAAAAUAUGACCAUCUCAUCACAUGGCAAGUCUGGGUCUACAUUGAAUGAUCACCGCCGACAUGGUUGGUUAGGAGAAUAUCCACGGUCUAGUAGGCAUUCUCGAUCAAAGCAAAAGGAGAGGGAGGCUCAAAGAAGGAAACAUUGGAAGCCUCUUCCCACCCUCUACUCUGAGAUUUCACGAGGCUCAGCUUCAAAGAAGGUAAAAUCCCAGCCAGUAAUUGCUGCUAAUUUCAGUGGACCAAAGACACUUGCAGAGAUAAAAGAAGCGAAGAGCAGAGCCAAGACAAAUGGUGACGGCUCUGAAGGUUGCAUGCCUCGGCAUUUGAGGAGGCCCAAUUCUGAAGACUUUGAGGGCCCCAAAUCUUUGAAUGAACUUCUCAAGGACAAGAGAAAACCUGUAUCAAUUGGUGGCAAUAUAAACAGCCCCACCAAUCCAACAGCAAAGCAACAACCUAAGCAUAUCAUUUCUCAGGUUGAGAGGGAAGUUAGUAAUGGAUGUUUCGAUGACACCUGUUAUCACAAAGCUAGUGAGAAACAGGAUAGGGCCCAUGACAGCAGUUCUUUUGAUGUUGACAGGGAGGAGGAUGGUCUCCAUGAAAAGCUUGCUUGCAUACUUGCUCAGUAGAUAUUGGGUUGUUGUGAGUGGUGAUUUACCUCAUCUAUCAUCGAGUGUGGUAGAGUAUACUUUCUGAAUGCAUGGACAUAACCUUGUUAAAGUGUUCUCUUCAGCCUUUUCCAAUUUUGUGUAGAGAAUGAGCAUCAGUGUACAUCUUGUAUGCACUCAUGCAGUUUUUGAAGUAAAUACCAUACUAGUAAAUACCAUACUUUCAUCUGUUUUGUUUGUGGAGCUAUUUAACAGGAUCUAUUGGCUGUGGUUUCCGAUCACAUUCAAC